UGUCUGUGGCGCAGCGCAGAGAAAUGAUUUAAACCUAUUCAAGAUACCUGUAGCAACUGUAAAAGUGUUGUUGUCGCAUCAGUUUUUUGUUGUUGUAAGCAAUUGGAACAGAUAUAACAUUUACACAAAUUGCCAUACAACAUCACCGUGCGCUGAUGGACAAUUACGCGCAGAAGUUGCGUUGCGUAAUCAUGAUAAUCAUCGCGGAUGGCUGUGUUUCAUGUUCUUGGAUUAUGCGUACAAGCUUGUUAUGAUACCUGGUCAUCGCCUUUCCUUCGUCUACAGUGGAGAAGAAAAGUAACAAAGGGACGCACAUGAUGAGAAGCGCGGGGUUGUUGCUUGGCUACUUUUUGGUGAAAGUUCUUGUAUGCGACGCGGAGGGGGAGCCAGGGCAGAAGCUGGACGGCUUUAUUAUGGUACCAACGGGUACCAACGAGUCAAAAUUGAACAGAGAGAAUAGCGUUUCGGAGAGUCCGCAUACAGAGGACAGGUGCCGGGGUUAUUACGAUGUGAUGGGCCAGUGGGAUCCGCCGUUUGUGUGCCAAACGGGCAGUUACCUGUACUGCUGCGGGACCUGUGGCUUCAGAUUCUGCUGUGAGUUUACAAGCUCGCGGCUGGACCAGACCACCUGCAAAAACUAUGACACGCCGCCGUGGAUGAUGACAGGCAGACCCCCGCCUAAGAAAAAAGACCCCACUCACGAUCCCACAAAGGAUAAGACAAACUUAAUUGUGUAUAUAAUAUGUGGAGUUGUUGCCAUAAUGGCCCUCGUUGGGAUUUUCACAAAACUUGGACUUGAAAAGGCGCACCGUCCACACAGAGAAAACAUGUCAAGGGCUCUAGCCCAGGUGAUGCGCCAGCCUGGUCCAGGAGAACACUCAGAAGACAUUGGAGUGCAUGGACAGCACUAUGACAACAUGCAAGCCAACAGGGUACCUGCGAACAGUCUCCAGGCUAACCAGAUGAACAGUGUGGGUCCAGGAUCAUCACUAAUGCCAGGCUUAGGAUCUCCUCCCCACCCCUACCCUUCCCUGGGACAGAUCACUAGCCCCUAUGAGCAACAGCAACCUGGGAAAGAGCUCAAUAAGUACGCCUCCCUCAAGGCUGUCGCGGAGAAGGUUAAUGACAACUUCUACACCAACCGGCGGCACAUGGUAGAGAUGGCAGCCAAAGGCAGUCUCCCUAUGCACCCGAUGCAUCGCAUAGAGCAGGAGCCCAGCAACCCCUACAGCCCUCCCUUACAGCCUUCCCUAAAGCAGAACGGACACAAGUCCAAAAGCACCAAGGGCCACAGCAGCCACAGCAGCAGCUCCCAUACCCUGGCCUAUGGCUCCAACACCAUCGCCAACCCGGGGAUGCAGAAGAACUGGGACGGCUCAGAGACGGUGGGCCGCCGGCAGAGCCACGGCACUAAGAAACACUGCACCAUAGAGCAGGUGAACGAGAUGCACAGCACCUCGCGCAGCCAGCACUACAUGCCCCCGCAGCCCUACUUUGUCAGCAACAGCAAGACAGAAGUGACUGUCUGAUCUGAGAGCCCACCCCACCACCAUAACCACUAUAACCCCAGCUGCAAGAAAGAGAGAGAGCGCGAGAGCGAGAGAGAGAGAGAGCGCGAGAGCGAGAGAGAGAGCAAGAGUUGGUCAGAAGGUUGCUGUAGAGGCUGAAGUAGAACAGCGGUCCUGGAUUGAGUGCUGUGUGUCAACUAAUGCGUGUGGCUGACUGUGCAUGUGACAGGCAUGCGUGGGACUCCUGCCAGUGGGGGGAGAGUGACCACAACAACAUACUCCAAACCUCCAAGGUUUCGGUCAUCACUGUAUUGGUGAUUAUAUUGCAACUAAUACAAACAAAUCAUAUACUGCAAGUCAGACUAAUAACAUCAGUGAGCAGAGCAUAGUAAUGAUUGACCUCCGAUGGACAGGUUAGCCAGGAUGAGUCUGGAGCCAUGCAGCGGUGGAAGAGACUGGAACUGGACAAAAGCCCCGUGGCAAUAGACUUUUCCUAUUGUCAGUAUUAACUGAGAUCUCAAAGGGCCUGAAAAUGUGUAUCAUCUCAUGUAGUUUCCACUGAAUCCGCCGCGGAUAAGCCAGUAGGUUUAGAUCUAGACGCAGUGGAGCAGAGGAGUGGAGCAGAGGAGUGGAGCAGAGGAGUGGAGCAGAGGAGUGGAGCAGAGGAGUGGAGCAGAUGAGUGGAGCAGAGGAGUGGAGCAGAGGAGUGGAGCAGAUGAGUGGAGCAGCCGAUAGUAAAAGGAUACAUUGUUCUCCUCAACAUUGAUUGACAUUUCCUCAGAUUUUGUGUAGUGUAUAUACUGUGGGGGGGACUUGUUGGUAAUGCUCAUGCUCGGGAACCUCGGGCUCAUGAUUACAUCUAUUGGGAAACAGUGACAAUUUCAGAUAUGAACUGUAUAUUCUCCUUCAGAAACUACAGAACAUGAGGUGGAUGAGACUGCACCAAACCAGUUCUGUAGCCACAACGUUACACACACCCUACUCUGCUCUCUCUGGUGUUAGGGCUGUGCCUUUCUCUGAGAAAACUAUGAAAUACUGUUCGAAUCAAAGAGCUCGUCUUAUAAACCAUUGUCUAAGGUGUGGAAUUGACUUAAAUGUCUUCAUCUUGCAAACAGGUCCACAACUGUCAGUUGAAAACGGUGAGUUACAUCUAUCAUUUCACAUUCUUUAUUUCUGUUUCCAUUCGACAAUGCAUUGUGUGUGCGUUUACCUUGGUACCUUAGAACAAUGAUAGAGAAAACACAGAAGGAAUUGUGUCCUUUCCAUACAUGUAACGUCACUGCCAAUACAUUUGUGAAUAUAUUGCCCAUAUAUUUAUGAUAACUCCCAAAUUGAUUAGCAUGGGAUUAAUGUUGUGCAGUGGUGCCUGUUUCUCACCCACCACCAUCAAUACUACCAAAUCUUUACAUGGCCUAGAGCCAGGCCCCCCAUCUCAGACUGUUGUGGCAGUAGAAAACUACUGAGGGCUCCUUUACGGCUACCCAGAGAGAUGUUAAAGGGUAGUAGAUGUUCCUGAAACAGCCAUAAAAAGGUACAGCCUGAGUAAAUAGAGUGGAUGGAUUUCAUUUAGUAUGAGAUCAUGCCCUGAAUUAAGACAGAGAAGGUCCUCUGAAAUCACCAUGAGUUGAUGUCAUUGCAUGCACAAAUCAAACUAGCUUUCUGUAAAAGAGAAAUUGCAAUACGUUAUGUACUAAUAAUUGUUUUAAAAAAAUGGUUUCCCUAUUUUUCUUAUUAUUAUUUAAAAAAAGAAAAUCUACAGUUUCAUCAACUUUAUAAGAUAUACACAUAAAAAUAAAAUGUGUUCAUUUUGAAUAUCUGGAGUAGCCUACUAAAACACCUGGGAGUACCCAUGUACAAACACACAGGUCAAGAUGUGCCUGUCUUUUCCAUUGGGCUAGUUGUGCGUCAUCAGAUGAAAAAUAGUACAUUUUUCUCCCAACACUCCAUUCUUGGAAGCCCACACGAGCGGCACAGUGCAUUAGCAUGCCACACUUACCAAAAAAAGCGUUUUAAAUAAAGGGCUUCUGAUGCAAUUUGCCAUGUGUUGCGUUUGUCACUGCCCACUGAUUCAAGAGCAGCCCACACUUUGUCUGCAUGUCUUAAUCAUGCCUCUCAACUUUCCAUGGCUUUCAACUGUCCAUUAGUCUGUCUGCCAGUGACAAAGUGGCUCUAAUGGCUGGAGGAGUGACAGCCAGCAGCUUGUCGUUCAUUCUCUUACUCACCACAUGAGAUCUGGUAAGAAUAGCCGUGAGUCACAUUCCCUACUUUUAGAACUUUGGAAAGCAUUAGAGGUGGACAAAAAGUAUUUUUAUUUUGUGGUUGGUACAGUAUGAAAAACUAGACUAAGGGAACAAUCCUCGAUACUGAUUUGCUAAGGCCUCUACUAUACAAUACGUGCUUGUAUUUUUAACCACAUUUGAACCAGAUACUGUAUGUAUUGUAUAGUCAGGCACACAACUAUAUGUUUUGAGUGUGUUAUCACAUUGUCAGUGAAACGUAAUGCACCCAUACUGUAGAUUGCUGCAAUAUGCUAACAACCAUCUAAUUUCUCAUAAUAAAUAUGUUCAAACCUUUAUUUUGCUGUUGCUUGACGAAACUCACAGUCACACAAACUGCAACACGUUGUAUUGUUGUUUCAUCACACAAGACACUUGUAUGGAGAAUUUUCUAGACUAGACUCGUCAUAUAUGCAGUUUUUGGCAUAUAUACAACGCAUAUCAGUUCAACAUUUGCACCAAUAAGACAGAAGACUUCAGAAUACCAAAUGAUGUGAUGCAAAAAAAUGGAUGCAUGUUUGUGUAUUACAUUUGUCUAUACAAAACAAUGUCCAACAAUGAAAAUGGUAAGGAAAAAUACUGCAAAUUGACUGCAAAAGGGCUGAUUCUUUAGGUCAUAAAUAUAGAGACAUAUUUAGUAUGGCUGUACAGUACAUAGUUAAGGUGAUGUUUUGGUAGGGCCAUAGAAUAAGUCUGUGCCUUGUGUCCAAAUGAAAUGUGCACCUGAUUUAAUUGUCCAAAUACUGACUGGUCUAGGAACAGAUUGAUGCAUAAUAUUAUACCAUAUAGCAUGAUAUGAAAUCACUGUUCCACUUCAAAGGACCCUCUCAAUAUCAAUAUCAUAUCCAACAAGAGUUCAUUUAAAAAAAAACUAUAAUCACCAGAAAAUGUAUCUGGUUUCUCAGUGUUAAAACAUGUGCAAAAGUCCACAGCUCCAUUGAUUGUAGAUAGAGUGCACCUAUUAUGCUGUUCCAGUCAUGGAGGGAACCUAGAGUAACACUUAUAUGUGUAGUAGUGAAGUAUAACUCCCUCACUCAAAUAGCUUCCACUGAUAUAAUAGCAUAAAACAUGUACAUGACGUGUAGAUUGACAUUCCAGCUGGCUGGUCAUCAUGCUACAUAAUUGCAUACUGUAAAGUAAUAACACAAUGGCCAUUGACUCUAAAUCAUGUCCUAUGAAAUGAUUGAACUAUUUACAUCCAAACUUUGCUCAUUUCUCAAUCUAAAUAAAAACAUUCUCUACCUAAUCCUCAUUGAACUAAAUUGUGCCCCUGGCUGAGGCUGAAUUGCAUUCAUGAUGUAGCUAGUGGUCUUGGUUCCAACCUUUAGGAGUGGGAAGACGAUGGUGCUCUUUGUCAGUGGAUCAUGUUAUUCGUGAAGCACAACUGAUUUUGUAUGCUAACAAAAUGAAAUAUUACUUGUCAUAAAUGUAUGUGCAAGUUGGGAAGCGGAAACUCCAUUGUAUUGUACACAUCUAAAAGCAUAUUUACAAUAAAUCUGUUUCUUCUCAA
This is a messenger RNA of Oncorhynchus nerka (sockeye salmon), 5294 nucleotides long. RefSeq names its product protein shisa-9B-like. Gene Ontology annotation, cellular component: postsynaptic membrane; dendritic spine membrane; AMPA glutamate receptor complex. The transcript is spliced from 4 exons. The record is from RefSeq and is a predicted model, not a curated record. Gene Ontology annotation, biological process: regulation of short-term neuronal synaptic plasticity; regulation of AMPA receptor activity. Bases 315 to 1529 code for a protein of 404 amino acids. NCBI's taxonomy places the organism in Eukaryota, Metazoa, Chordata, Actinopteri, Salmoniformes, Salmonidae.